CUGGAAGACAUGGGAAUAAGGGUAUCAUUUCAAAAAUUUUGCCUAGACAAGAUAUGCCCUAUUUGCAAGAUGGAACACCUGUUGAUAUGGUCUUCAACCCAUUAGGAGUACCAUCACGAAUGAAUGUGGGACAGAUAUUUGAAUGCUCGCUCGGGUUAGCGGGGGAUCUGCUAAAGAGACAUUAUAGAAUAGCACCUUUUGAUGAGAGAUAUGAGCAAGAGGCUUCGAGAAAACUAGUGUUUUCCGAAUUAUAUGAAGCCAGUAAGCAAACAAAAAAUCCAUGGGUAUUUGAACCCGAAUAUCCGGGAAAAAGCAGAAUAUUUGAUGGAAGAACAGGAAAUCCUUUUGAACAACCUGUUCUAAUAGGAAAGUCCUAUAUUUUAAAAUUAAUUCAUCAAGUUGAUGAUAAAAUCCAUGGACGUUCUAGUGGACAUUACGCACUUGUUACACAACAACCCCUUAGAGGAAGGGCGAAGCAAGGGGGACAACGAGUAGGGGAAAUGGAAGUUUGGGCUCUAGAGGGAUUUGGUGUUGCUCAUAUUUUACAAGAGAUGCUUACUUAUAAAUCUGAUCAUAUUAGAGCUCGUCAAGAAGUACUUGGUGCUACGAUCAUUGGAGGAAGAGUAUCUAACCCAGAAGAUGCUCCAGAAUCUUUUCGAUUGCUCGUUCGAGAACUACGAUCUUUAGCUCUAGAACUGAAUCAUUUCCUUGUAUCUGAGAAGAACUUCCAGAUUAAUAGGAAGGAAGCUUGAUCUGAAUGAAUCAGAAUUUCUAUUCUAUGAUUGACCGGUAUAAACAUCAACAACUUCGAAUUGGACUAGUUUCUCCUCAACAAAUAAAGGCUUGGGCCAACAAAAUUUUACCUAAUGGAGAGAUAGUUGGAGAGGUGACAAAGCCCUAUACGUUUCAUUAUAAGACCAAUAAACCAGAAAAAGAUGGAUUGUUUUGUGAAAGAAUCUCUGGGCCCAUAAAAAGUGGAAUUUGUGCUUGUGGAAAUUAUCGAGUGAUUGGAGCUGAAAAAGAAGACCCGAAAUUUUGUGAACAAUGCGGGGUGGAAUUUGUUGAUUCUCGGAUACGAAGAUAUCAAAUGGGAUACAUCAAACUCGCAUGUCCAGUGACUCAUGUGUGGUAUUUGAAACGUCUUCCUAGUUAUAUCGCGAAUCUUUUAGAUAAACCCCUUAAGGAAUUAGAAGGCCUAGUAUACUGCGAUUUUUCUUUUGCUAGGCCCAUAGCGAAAAAACCUACUUUCUUACGAUUACGAGGUUUAUUCGAAUAUGAAAUCCAAUCUCGGAAAUACAGCAUACCACUUUUUUUUACUACCCAAGGCUUCGAGACAUUUCGAAAUCGAGAAAUCUCUACAGGAGCAGGUGCUAUCAGAGAACAAUUAGCCGAUUCAGAUUUGCGAAUUAUUACGGGUAAUUCAUUAGUAGAAUGGAAGGAAUUAGGGGAGGAGGGGUCCACUGGAAAUGAAUGGGAAGAUAGAAAAAUUAGAAGAAGAAAGGAUUUUUUGGUUAGACGCAUGGAAUUAGCUAAACAUUUUAUUCGAACAAAUGUAGAACCAGAAUGGAUGGUUUUGUGCUUAUUACCAGUUCUUCCUCCCGAGUUGAGACCAAUCAUUCAGAUAGAUGGGGGUAAACUAAUGAGUUCGGAUAUUAAUGAACUCUAUAGACGAGUUAUCUAUCGGAAUAAUACUCUUACCGAUCUAUUAGCAACAAGUAGAUCUACGCCAGGGGAAUUAGUAAUGUGUCAGGAGAAAUUGGUACAAGAGGCCGUGGAUACACUUCUUGAUAAUGGGAUCCGUGGACAACCAAUGAGGGAUGGUCAUAAUAAAGUUUACAAGUCAUUUUCAGAUGUAAUUGAAGGCAAAGAGGGAAGAUUUCGUGAGACUCUGCUUGGUAAACGUGUCGAUUAUUCGGGACGUUCCGUCAUUGUCGUGGGUCCUUCGCUUUCAUUACAUCAGUGUGGAUUACCUCGAGAAAUAGCAAUAGAGCUUUUCCAAACAUUUGUAAUUCGUGGUCUAAUCAGACAACAUGUUGCUUCUAACAUAGGAAUUGCUAAAAGUAAAAUUCGGGAAAAAGAACCCAUUGUAUGGGAAAUACUUCAAGAAGUUAUGCGGGGGCAUCCUGUAUUAUUGAAUAGAGCACCCACCCUGCACAGAUUAGGCAUACAGGCGUUCCAACCCUUUUUAGUGGAGGGACGCGCUAUUUGUUUACAUCCAUUAGUUUGUAAGGGUUUCAAUGCAGACUUUGAUGGGGAUCAAAUGGCUGUUCAUGUACCUUUAUCUUUGGAAGCUCAAGCGGAGGCUCGUUUACUUAUGUUUUCUCAUAUGAAUCUCUUGUCUCCAGCUAUUGGGGAUCCUAUUUCCGUACCAACUCAAGAUAUGCUUAUCGGACUCUAUUUAUUAACGAUCGGGAAUCGUCGAGGUAUUUGUGCAAAUAGGUAUAAUCCAUAUAGAUAUAGUUGCGGAAACUACCAAAAUAAAAAGGUUGACAAUAAAAAAAAUGACUAUAGGUAUACGGAAAAGAAAGAACCCUAUUUUUCUAGUUCCUAUGAUGCACUUGGAGCUUAUCAACAGAAACGAAUUAGUUUAGAUAGUCCUUUGUGGCUCCGAUGGAGACUAGAUCAACGUGUCAUUGGCUCAAGAGAAGUUCCCAUCGAAGUUCAAUAUGAAUCUUUGGGUACUUAUCAUGAGAUUUAUGGGCACUAUCUAAUAGAAGGAAGUGUAACAAAGGAAAUCCGUUGUAUAUACAUUCGAACUACUCUUGGUCAUAUUUCUUUUUAUCGGGAAAUAGAAGAAGCCAUACAGGGGUUUUGUCGAGCCUACUCAUACGCUAUCUAAACUAAGAAAUCAGAUUAGGCGAUGUUCGUGCCCAUGGGAAUUCGGGUCUCCCCAAUUUCACUGGUAUCAUAAUUUCUGAAUUUCUGCGUGAAUCAAGAUUGAGAUUGAGGAAAGGAAGUUUUCGAAUCACUAACUCAGGUCCAUUGUCGAAUCCUACUUAGCAGAAUAAAUAUAAGAGGUACUGUACUUAUGGCAGAACGGGCCGAUCUGGUCUUUCACAAUAAAGUGAUAAAUGGAACUGUUAUGAAACGACUUAUUAGCAGGUUAAUAGAUCAUUUCGGAAUGGCAUAUACAUCACAUAUCUUGGAUCAAGUAAAGACUUUGGGUUUCCAACAAGCCACUGCUACAUCUAUUUCAUUAGGAAUUGAUGAUCUUUUAACAAUCCCUUCUAAGGGAUGGUUAGUCCAAGACGCUGAACAACAAAGUUUUAUUUUGGAUAAACACCAUCAUUAUGGGAAUGUACACGCGGUAGAAAAAUUACGUCAAUCCAUUGAGAUAUGGUAUGCUACAAGUGAAUAUUUGAGACAAGAAAUGAAUCCUAAUUUUCGGAUGACUGAUCCUUCUAAUCCAGUAUAUCUAAUGUCCUUUUCGGGAGCUAGGGGAAAUGCAUCUCAGAUACACCAAUUAGUAGGUAUGAGAGGAUUAAUGUCGGAUCCCCAAGGACAAAUGAUUGAUUUACCCAUUCAAAGCAAUUUACGUGAAGGACUUUCUUUGACAGAAUAUAUAAUUUCCUGUUAUGGAGCCCGCAAAGGAGUUGUAGAUACUGCUGUACGAACAUCAGAUGCUGGAUACCUCACACGUAGACUUGUUGAAGUAGUUCAACAUAUUAUUGUACGUAGAACAGAUUGUGGCACUAUCCGAGGUAUUUCCGUGAGUCCUCGAAAUGGGAUGACGGAAAAAAUUUUUGUCCAAACACUAAUUGGUCGUGUAUUAGCGGACGAUAUAUAUAUCGGUCUACGAUGCCUUGCCACUCGAAAUCAAGAUAUUGGGAUUGGACUUGUCAAUCGAUUCAUAACCUUUCGAGCACAACCAAUAUAUAUUCGAACCCCCUUUACUUGCAGGAGUACAUCUUGGAUCUGCCAAUUAUGUUAUGGUCGGAGUCCUACUCAUGGCGACCUGGUCGAAUUGGGAGAAGCUGUAGGUAUUAUUGCGGGUCAAUCAAUUGGGGAACCAGGAACUCAACUAACAUUAAGAACUUUUCAUACCGGUGGAGUAUUCACAGGCGGUACUGCCGAGCAUGUACGAGCUCCUUCUAAUGGAAAAAUAAAAUUCAAUGAGGAUUUGGUUCAUCCCACACGUACCCGUCAUGGGCAUCCUGCUUUUCUAUGUUCUAUAGACUUGUAUGUAACUAUUGAGAGUCGGGAUAUUCUACAUAAUGUAAAUAUUCCACCAAAAAGUUUUAUUUUAGUUCAAAAUAAUCAAUAUGUAGAAUCAGAACAAGUGAUUGCUGAGAUUCGUGCUGGAACGUCCACUUUUCAUUUUAAAGAGAAGGUACGAAAACAUAUUUAUUCUGAAUCAGAGGGAGAAAUGCACUGGAGUACCGAUGUCCACCAUGCACCUGAAUAUACAUAUGGUAAUGUUCAUCUAUUAUCAAAAACGAGUCAUUUAUGGAUAUUAGCGGGAGGUCCGUGCAGAUCCAGUAUAGUGUCUUUUUCGCUCCACAAGGAUCAAGAUCAAAUGAAUGUUUAUUCUUUUUCUGUCGAAGAAAGAUAUAUCUCUGACCUAUCAAUGACUAAUGGUCGAAUAAGACAUAAAUUGUUGGAUACUUCUGGUAAAAAAGAUAAGAAAAUUAUUGACUAUUCAAUAAGACCUGAUCAAACGAUGUCUAAUGGUCAUUUGAAUUUCAUAUAUCCUUCUAUUAUCCAAGGGAAUUCUUAUUUCUUGGCGAAAAAGCGAAGAAAUAGAUUCAUCAUCCCAUUACAAUACAAUCAAGAACGAGAGAAAGAACUAAUACCCUGUUUUGGUAUUUCGAUCGAAAUACCAAAACAGGGUAUUUUACGUAGAAAUAGUAUUCUUGCUUAUUUUGAUGAUCCACGAUACAGAAGAAGCAAUUCAGGAAUUACUAAAUAUGGAACCGUAGAGGUCAAUUCAAUCAUAAAAAAAGAGGAUUUGAUUGAGUAUCGAGGACCAAAAGAAUUUAGUCCGAAAUACCAAACGAAAGUAGAUCGGUUUUUUUUCAUUCUCGAAGAAGUGCAUAUCUUACCCGGAUCUUCGUUGAUAAUGGUCCGGAACAAUAGUAUCAUUGGAGUAGAUACACAACUCGCUUUAAAUACAAGAAGUCGAGUAGGCGGAUUAGUCCGAGUGGAGAGAAAAAAAAAAAAUAUUGAACUAAAAAUAUUUUCCGGAGAUAUUUAUUUUCCUGGAGAGGCAGAUAAGAUAUCCAGGCACAGCGGCAUUUUGAUACCACCGGAAACAGAAAAAAAAAUUUCUAAGGAAUCAAAAAAAUGGAAAAAUUGGAUCUAUGUCCAACGGAUCACACCUACCAAGAAAAAGUAUUUUGUUUUGGUUCGACCCGUAGUCACAUAUGAAAUAGCUGAUGGCAUAAAUUUAGCAACACUUUUUCCUCAAGAUCUCCUGCGGGAAAAGGAUAAUGUCCAACUUAGAGUUGUCAAUUAUAUCCUUCAUGGAAAUGGCAAGUCAAUUCGAGGAAUUUCUCACACAAGUAUUCAAUUAGUUCGGACUUGCUUAGUAUUGAAUUGGGAUCAAGAGCAAAAAGGUUCUCCGGAAGAGGUUCACGCUUCCUUUGUUGAGGUAAGAACAAAUGAUCUGAUUCGAGAUUUCAUAAGAAUUGAGUUAGUCAAGUCCACUAUUUCGUAUACCGGAAAAAGAUAUGAUAGGGCAAGUUCCGGAUUGAUUUCCGAUAAUGGAUUAGAUCGCACAAAUAUCAAUCCUUUUUUUUACAAGGCCAGGAUUCAAUCACUUACCCAACAUCAAGGUACUAUUGGUACAUUGUUAAAUCGAAAUAAGGAAUGCCAAUCUUUGAUAAUUUUGUCAUCAUCCAAUUGUUUUCGAAUUGGCCCAUUCAAUGGUUCAAAAUAUAACAAUAUGACAAAAGAAUCGGAUCCCAUAAUCCCAAUUAAGGAUUUGCUGGGUCCCUUAGGCACUAUUGUACCUAAAAUAGCAAAUUUCUAUUCAUCUUACCAUUUAAUAACUUAUAAUCAGAUCUUGUUAAAGAAAUAUUUGCUACUUGACAAUUUUCAACAGACUUUCCAAGUACUUCAAGUACUUAAAUACUGUUUAAUAGAUGAAAAUAGGAGGAUUUAUAACCCCGAUCCAUGCAGUAACAUCAUUUUGAAUCCAUUCCAUUUGAAUUGGCACUUUCUCCAUCACGAUUAUUGGGAAGAGACAUCUAAAAAAAUUCGUCUUGGACAAUUUUUUUGUGAAAAUGUAUGUCUAUUCAAAUACGAACCACACGUAGAAAAAUCUGGUCAGAUCAUAAUUGUUCAUGUUGACUCCUUAGUUAUAAGAUCGGCUAAGCCCUAUUUGGCCACUCCAGGAGCUACUGUUCAUGGCCAUUAUGGAGAAAUCUUUUACGAAGGAGAUACAUUAGUUACAUUUAUAUAUGAAAAAUCGAGAUCUGGUGACAUAACGCAAGGUCUUCCAAAAGUGGAACAAAUCUUAGAAGUACGUUCUAUUGAUUCAAUAUCGAUGAACCUCGAAAGGAGAGUUGAAGGUUGGAACGAAGGUAUACCAAAAAUUCUUGGAAUCCCCUGGGGAUUCUUGAUUCAAGCGGAGCUAACCAUAGUUCAAAGUCGUAUCUCUUUGGUUAAUAAAAUCCAAAAGGUUUAUCGAUCCCAGGGGGUACAGAUCCAUAAUAGACAUAUAGAGAUUAUUGUACGUCAAGUAACAUCAAAAGUGUUGGUUUCAGAAGAUGGAAUGUCUAAUGUUUUUUCACCUGGGGAAUUAAUCGGAUUGUUGCGAGCGGAACGAGCGGGGCGCGCUUUGGACGAAGCGAUCUCUUAUCGGGCAAUCCUAUUGGGAAUAACGAGGGCAUCUUUGAAUACUCAAAGUUUCAUAUCCGAAGCAAGUUUUCAAGAAACCGCUCGAGUUUUAGCAAAAGCUGCUCUACGAGGUCGUAUUGAUUGGUUGAAAGGCCUGAAAGAGAACGUUGUUCUGGGUGGGAUUAUACCCGUUGGUACCGGAUUCAAAAAAUUAGUGCACCGUUCAAGGCAAGACAAGAACAUUUAUUUGGAAAUCAAAAGAAAGAAUCUAUUCGAUUUGGAAAUGAGAGAUAUUUUGUUACACCAUAGAGAAUUAUUUUGUUCUUACGUCCCAUUUCCAUGAGACAUCAGAACAAUCGUUUACGCGAUUUCAUGAUUCCUAAGAGCAGAUUCUUUUACUUUAACUAUCUUUUCACUUUUAACUAUCUGUCUUUUAACUUAACUAUCUGGUCCGAGUAUUGAUUUGGUAAAAAAAAAAUAAGUAAUUAAAAGACAUUAAUGGUUUGUACCGUGUAUCAACGGUUAAUUCCCGGUAGAAGGUUCCAUCGGAACAAUUAUUUAUUUCAAAGUACCUCGUCUCUUUGUUAAAAAAAUAAAAAAGAAAAAACAAAAAGGAAGUGUGGGGAAAAAUGACAAGAAGAUAUUGGAACAUCAAUUUGGAAGAGAUGAUGGAGGCCGGAGUUCAUUUUGGUCAUGGUACUAAGAAAUGGAAUCCUAGAAUGGCCCCUUACAUCUCUGCAAAGCGUAAAGGUAUUCAUAUUACAAAUCUCACUAGAACGGCUCGUUUUUUAUCAGAAGCCUGUGAUUUAGUUUUUGAUGCAGCAAGUAGGGGAAAAAACUUCUUAAUUGUUGGUACCAAAAAUAAAGCAGCGGAUUCAGUAGCAUCAGCUGCAAUAAGGGCCCGGUGUCAUUAUGUUAAUAAAAAAUGGCUCGGUGGUAUGUUAACGAAUUGGUCUACUACGGAAACGAGACUUCAAAAGUUCAGGGAUUUAAGAGCAGAACAAAAGAUGGGGAAACUCAACCGUCUUCCCAAAAGAGAUGCCGCAAUGUUGAAGAGAAAAUUAUCUGCCUUGCAAACAUAUCUCGGCGGUAUCAAAUAUAUGACGGGAUUGCCUGAUAUUGUGAUCAUCGUUGAUCAGCAAGAAGAAUAUAUGGCUCUUCGAGAAUGUGUAAUUUUAGGGAUUCCGACGAUUUGUUUAAUCGAUACAAAUUGUGACCCCGAUCUCGCAGAUAUUUCGAUCCCAGCCAAUGAUGACGCUAUAGCUUCAAUCCGAUUGGUUCUUAACAAAUUAGUAUCCGCAAUUUGUGAGGGCCGUUGUAGCUAUAUAAGAAAUCGUUGAUUAUGAUUAAGAAUAAUUAGUUAAUUAUUUGGGGAUUUUAUAGAUUUAUUGGAUCGGUUACUAUUCUUGAAUUAAAAAAAAGAAAAAACAAAAUGGAAAUGUGGGCAUAUUGAUAAUAUGUUAUGAUGUUAUGUGAUUUCUUGGUAUCCUAUGUAAUUUCUUGAUAUCCUAAAUAUACGAUUGAUGAAUACAAUUAGUGAUUCAAGUUGGUGAGUUGAGAAAGAGAUGGUUGAAUCAAAAUAAUUUAUUUUUUGAAGUUCAAUUUUUGUUAGAGGACCAUAUGAAUGUUAUACCAUGUUCCAUUAAAACACUCAAGGGGUUAUACGAUAUAUCGGGUGUAGAAGUAGGCCAACAUUUCUAUUGGCAAAUAGGAGGUUUACAAGUCCAUGCCCAAGUACUUAUCACUUCUUGGGUAGUAAUUGCUAUCUUAUUAGGUUCGGUGAUCCUAGCUGUUCGGAAUCCACAAACCAUUCCGACCGGCGGUCAGAAUUUCUUCGAAUAUGUCCUUGAAUUUAUUCGAGACUUGAGCAAAACCCAGAUUGGAGAAGAAUAUGGUCCUUGGGUUCCCUUUAUUGGAACUAUGUUCCUAUUUAUUUUUGUUUCUAACUGGUCAGGUGCUCUUUUACCUUGGAAAAUUAUACAGUUACCUCAUGGGGAGUUAGCUGCGCCCACGAAUGAUAUAAAUACUACUGUUGCUUUAGCUUUACUCACGUCAGUCGCAUAUUUUUAUGCGGGUCUUAGCAAAAAAGGAUUGGGUUAUUUUGGGAAAUACAUUCAACCAACUCCAAUACUUUUACCAAUUAACAUCCUAGAAGAUUUCACAAAACCCUUAUCUCUUAGUUUUCGACUUUUCGGGAAUAUAUUGGCUGAUGAAUUAGUAGUUGUCGUUCUUGUUUCUUUAGUCCCUUCAGUAGUUCCUAUACCUGUCAUGUUUCUUGGAUUAUUUACAAGUGGUAUUCAAGCUCUUAUUUUUGCAACGUUAGCUGCGGCUUAUAUAGGUGAAUCCAUGGAGGGUCAUCAUUGACUAGCUUUCAAAAUAGUCUUUUUAUUAUUAUUUUUUAUUAUUAUUAUUAAGUAAGUUUAUCCCAAUUCAUGCGUGGUUCAAGAUAAUCCAAUUGGUUGGGGAACAUAAUAACGUAUUACUAUAUGACUUAGAGUUUUAGGAGAAAAGAUGGACGGUAUUACAGAAUUGUAAAAAAAAAAAGAAGGGUUGGGGAGGUUAUACUAGAUGUAUGUAAUGUCUAUAAGCUCGGACCCCGUCUAUGUUUCUAGGAAUGAUUCUAGAAUCCGAUUUAAUCUAAAAAAAAUGCGGGUGGUUUACGUUAUGGAAGAGAACAAAUAUAUAUGUCAUAUUAGAAUGACAUUAGAUAUUCAUUAGUUAUAUAAGGCUAUCCCUAUCAUCCUAUAUAACAUCACUAUAUUACAUAAUUACAUGCUAUUACUUAAUUACAUGCUAUUACUUAAUUACAUACUAUUACUAUUUUUAUAAUCAUAACUUCUACUCUGUAAUCAUAAUAUAAUCCUAUACAUAAUAUAAAAUAUAAUCCUAUACAUAAUAUAAUCCUAUAAUGAUAAUAUAAUAUAAUAAUAAUAUUAAUAUAAUAAUAAUAUAAUAAAUAUAAUAAUAAAUAAUAAUAAAUAAAUAAAUAAAUAUAAGUAAAUAAAUAUAAGUAAUAAAAUAAGUAUUAGUUAACAUUAAUAAUUAGUUUAAUAGUUAAUAUUAAUAUAAGUAUUAAUAUUCAUAUGUAAAAUAUCUAAGUAUCAAUUAAGUAUUAGUUAAUAUAAUCAUUUAUAAUUAUAUUAUCGAUAAUUAUUAGUAUUAAUUAUUACUAUAUAUUGAUAUUGGUACUACUACAUACUUUUAUAUUACUACAUAUUGAUAUAUUGAUAUUGAUUUGUAUUGGUAUUAAUUUGAUUGAUAUUGAUUGCAGCUCACACUGCAUUUAGUCACACUCCAUUUAGACGGAUUUCAAUAUCAGUCCUUCUAUUUUGUCUGUGAUUGUGGAUUGAAUGAACAAAGAGAUGAACUCAAGAAUGGUGUAGUAAAGAACGAAGAAUUAAAUGAAAGAGUGGUUCGAAACAAAGAAAUACAAUAGUUAGAACUGUAUGCAUAUGGAUUUACAAAAACUCCAUUAUGGGUAAAAACGAGAUAGUUGUGACGAUUCAGUUCAGUAAUUUAGUAAUAUUAUCAUUUCAAUUCGGAGUUUUUAGUUACUUCGGACCGCUGGAUCUUAAUGAUAAAAUGAGUAAUAAUUCAUUGGUUGAUUGUAUCAUUAACCAUUUCUUUUUUUUUGUGCGAGGAACUUACCAUGAAUCCACUGAUUUCUGCCGCUUCCGUUAUUGCUGCUGGAUUGGCCGUGGGGCUUGCUUCUAUUGGACCUGGAGUUGGUCAAGGUACUGCUGCAGGCCAAGCUGUAGAAGGUAUUGCGAGACAACCAGAAGCAGAGGGUAAAAUACGAGGUACUUUAUUGCUUAGUCUAGCUUUUAUGGAAGCUUUAACAAUUUACGGACUGGUCGUGGCGUUAGCGCUUUUAUUUGCGAAUCCUUUUGUUUAAUCCUAGAAAUAAAUAGAAAAAAGUACCUUACAUACUUUUUUCUUAUUUUAUUAACUUUAACUUGGAAUUGCCCUUUGCUUCUUCGAAUUAUAUUUACACUUUACUUAUAAAUUACUUAUUUGUUGAGACAAUACGCCAGGAAGGGCUGAUUUGAGGAUGAGGAAUUACCAGAUUCGCUUGCUUUCUUCCUUUCUGUCCUUAGCUUAGUACAAUAGAAAACUUUUUUACUUUCAUUGUUCGAAGCGUUUCAACAAACGAAAUAGUUAUCAAUUGAUAUGAGAUCUAAGACCUAAGUAAAGUAUCUUAUUGGAAACUUCUUGAAAACUUAAAAAAUAAUAAAUUUCAAACAAAUGAUUUAAUCUAUUGCCAUUAAAUAAAGUGGAAAUGAAAUUAAUAAAAAGAAAUCGAUCAAAAAAAGGCGAGUGAAGUGAUACAAAAAGAACUCUGUUCUUUGUUAGUCCUAUCCAUAAGAGAGGGGAGCAUAUGAAAAAUGUAAUCGAUUCUUUCGUUUCCUUGGGUCACUGGCCAUCCGCCGGGAGUUUCGGGUUUAAUACCGAUAUUUUAGCAACAAAUCCAAUAAAUCUAAGUGUAGUGCUUGGUGUAUUGAUUUAUUUUGGAAAGGGAGUGUGUGCGAGUUGUGUAUUUCAAGAAUAGGUUGGAUCCAUCCAGCUGCACUUUAUUUAUGGUAUUUAUAGGAGAAAUAGGAAAAAGGUGCACGAUCUCGACGAAUUACUUCUGAAUAAAUUAAGAAAUCAUAUGUAAGAACCAUAGCAUUUCGUGACUUAUUGGUAAAUCCACUUUGAUUCUCUAUCAACCAAUAAUGUGAGACCAUUAACAUGGUUAAAGCUAAAUUGUUUAAAGUCCAGGUAAAACAUGGUACUCUUUCUACCACUUCUACCACUACGUUAGUAACGAAAUGGUUAAAAAAAAAAUAGUUGGUAAUUUAUUUGAUUUGAUAUAGAACACUCAUAUCGAUAAAAGAAUUUGAACCAUUUACUAGAAAAAUGAGCACUUUGCUUUUUUUAUCUAAUGCCGAAAUGACGACCUAUGUAUAAAAAAAGAGGAAUUUUUGGACUUGAAGAAACAAAUAAAAAAUAUAAUAAUUAUUAUUUUCAUUUUUUUAAAAUGAAAAAUGAAAUAGAAUUCUAAAAAUGAAAAUGAUAAAUAAAAUACAAAACAAAUAUAAAUAAAAUACAAAUAAAGAAACAACUUUGCUGACAAUUCUAGAUUUUUGUCUGGUCUAGUCGGAAGAGUCCUCCUGAUAUUCUGGUCUUGUAUCAGUUUUGACAUCUUUGAAUACAAACAGAAAAGAGAGGGUAGGCUCAUUACAUUAAAAAAGAUAUGGGAAUACCCACACCAUAAAUAAAACAUUAAAAAAGAUAUGGGAAUACCCACACCAUAAAUAAAAUAAAUAAUUGAGCGUGAGAGCCAAAUGAAUCGAAAGAUUCAUGUUUGGUUCGGGAAGAGAUCAUGGAAGUUUUGAAAUUAAUGAUAAGAUAAUCUACUUUCAUUAAAUGAUUUAUUAGAUAAUCGAAAACAGAGGAUUUUGAAUACUAUUCGAAAUUCGGAAGAAUUACGUAAAGGGGCCAUUGAGCAGCUCGAAAGAGCCCGGGCUCGCUUACGUAAAGUGGAAA
Musa acuminata AAA Group (dessert banana) is the source of this 12309-nucleotide messenger RNA. RefSeq names its product DNA-directed RNA polymerase subunit beta'. Gene Ontology annotation, molecular function: DNA-directed RNA polymerase activity; DNA binding. The record is from RefSeq and is a predicted model, not a curated record. Bases 758 to 2839 code for a protein of 693 amino acids. Lineage: Eukaryota; Viridiplantae; Streptophyta; Magnoliopsida; Zingiberales; Musaceae. The transcript has 2 exons. Gene Ontology annotation, biological process: DNA-templated transcription.